Messenger RNA from Entamoeba invadens IP1, 879 nucleotides. RefSeq lists its product as hypothetical. The record is from RefSeq and is a predicted model, not a curated record. The coding region runs from base 1 to 879 and encodes 292 amino acids. NCBI's taxonomy places the organism in Eukaryota, Evosea, Mastigamoebida, Endamoebidae. The transcript has a single exon.
AUGAACACUCAAAUGCUUCAGUCCAUCGACCAACUCACUUUAUUAACUUCUCGAGCAAAUUCUGCUGUUCGAAAUUACACGACUGGGAGGAAUCCAAUUGAUUACAACAUCGACUACACCACACAAACCAUUGAAUUUGUUGAUUUGAUCCUUCAGAAAUUAGGACAGAAUGUCACUAAAAGUCAAUUGUGUUCACAAACACUAACAGAUCUUCAGUGUUUCAUUCGUUCGCUCGACCAAACUAUCACAAAUGAGCUUUCUUAUUAUUCAUACGAGAAAUUACAAUACGAAAAAAUCCUCCAAAUGAAUAACCAAAGAAAAGAGCAGAUCACCGUAUACCCACAUCCAACCGUUUUGGGUGCAAAUCACAUUUUAAUGGAAAAUCCACUGCUAGACUUCCAGCAACAAAAUUGGAUCGAACGGGUGAGUGGGAAGAAAAUCGGGCCAAUAGUCUUUGAUAGUAACUCGCAAGACUGGAAUAUUGGCACACGAGAGAUGGAUGUGAUAAUAAAUCAAGGCCCUCUUUGUGUUGUCAUAACUGACGAAAACCACCACAAAUUUGGCAGUGUGUUAUAUAAACCAAUUCGUCAAGUCGGAGACGACAUCCCCGAUUACGACUCAUUCAUUUUUAUUAUGGAACAAAACGGGGAUCUGGUUAAGUACAAUAUCCGGAAAAACGGAAAUAAAAGUGCCUUUUACUUUGAAACGGACGAUAUCGACGAUUUACUGUUCUCUAUCUGUGAUGAAACGUUCUGCAUUGAGAAGAAAGAUUCAAAUAGAAAAGGGUCCUUUUCGUACGACCAAAUCGUCGAAACGGAACGAUUUAAUAUGGACAAGAAAUUUUGGGUGCAGAGGUUCAUAUUUUUUUCAUUGAAGUAA